GGCCCAGGGCGGGGGUUGCGUGUGGCUCAGAGGCUGAGGGACUGGCCUGACUGCCUGCCCGUCCCCGCCUGGCCCAGCCUAUCUCAGUGUCAUCUUCUGGCCCUAUCAUCCGUUGCGGGUUCCCAAACGUUAGACUCCAUGAUGGGGACGCCUUAAUAAAUGUCUGUGACGUGAAUAAAUUAAUAAAUGAAUGAGAGUGAAUGUUUGGAUUCCGGCCCCAACAGAGCUUCCUGAGAUCCCACAGUCGCUGACAAAGCCCUCACUACCUCUCACUGCUCCCUAGUUAUUCCCUCAGGGCUCCAUCCACCUCCAGCCAAAUCCGUGAGAGAGGAGUGUUCCUCCUCAGAGAUCCCGGCACUCAGGCAUCCAGUCAAGAAAGACCAGCUCCUCUCACAGAAGCCUUGGACUCCCCGGAGUGGGCUAGCUGCCAAGGCAGAGACACAGCCUAGGUGUCACGUGCCCAGACUGGAGAGAGGGCCAAAGAGCCUUUCCCCAUUCACUGGAGCCUGGUGCCACCCAGGCUAGUGUGAACCAGCUCCUUGGGACUGUGCUGGAGGAGCUUAGCAAUAAUUCAGGGGCUCCAGCUCUUUAGAACAAACUGUUGCCAGGAAACAAGGAGACAAGCACGUGCAUCCCUGGGGAGAGAGAGUCAGUUUUCAUUUCAGACAAAGUAGUGAAAUGUAAGCCCAGGUGGCCUGCUGGGGGCCUGGGGACCCUCCCUCUCCAGUUCAUGGAGGCUGAGUAGGCACACAGGGCAUGGGUCCGCUGAGGGUGCAGCUGGCAUGGCUGCAGUCACAGGGGCACAGCGUGGGUCCUGGGCCCAGAUACGUUAUGAAUGGAAAAGAGAAUUUUUUUUCCUGGAGCCAUUCCAAAAGAUCACCCCCCUAGGCCCAGGAAGGAGGCUUCUAUGGAAAGGGAUGUCUUCAUUAUUCUUGGCCAAUAUGGGUCAAGGAAGGGGCUGAGGUGGCAGAAGCCCUCACCCACACCCACCCCAGACUCCACUGGAUUGGGUUCACCAGCUGGGGACUCUGCCAGCAGAGGAAGCUGGUGCAUCUUUAAUGAAGUCACCCGAUCCCUGGGCAGGCUCUCAAGCUUGCCAAGUUCUUGGAGCCAGUUCUAGUGGGUGCCCACUGAGCCAACCGCCUUCCUGUGCCUGGGUGCUAGACCUGUUUCCCCUGCAGCCAUGAACCAGGCUUUCUGGAAAACCUACAAGUCCAAAGUGCUACAGACCCUUAGUGGGGAAUCUGAGGAGGACCUGGCAGAGGAGAGGGAGACUCCAGUGUUGGUGACGUCUGAGACGGCAGAACCAGCUGAAGAGGCCUUCAAUCCCGUGUCGCAGCUGGCCCGCAGGGUUCAGGGAGUCGGGGUGAAAGGUUGGCUGACAAUGUCAUCUCUGUUUAACAAAGACGAUGAGGACAAGCUGCUGCCACCGGAGCCCUGUGCAGACCACCCCUUGGCGGCGCGGCCCCCCUCGCCAGCAGCGGCUGAGGCGGAGCCGCGCGGAUCCGGCUUCUGGGACGCGUUCGCCAGCAGGUGGCAGCAGCAGCAGGCGGUAGCAGCGUCCGUUCUGCCCAGCGCAGAGCCCACCCAGGAGCCGGACCCCGAACCCGGGGACGAGGCCGCAGAGCGCCCGGAGCCGCGGGAGGCCGACCCUGCAACCGGUUUCAAGUGGGGCUUCCUAACCCACAAACUGGCCGAGAUGAGGGUGAAGGCUGCGCCCAAGGGCGACUAGCCGGCCGGCGGAACUGGGUGCCUGCUCCUCCCUGCACCCAUAAAAGCCCCUGGCCCGAUACUCCUUGUGCUGCCUCCUUUUGUCCAGACAUCGGGGAAGGCUGCUUUUGGGUGGGUCGGCCCCCGGGCGGGGUCCAGCCAGAGGGGCCCUCACCUUCCCCAACAAACAAACAGGGAGAAAAUGAAUGACCAGAGACAGACAGAUAGUUAACGUUUCAGAAUAGAUAGUGCUAAAGUUAAGGUACAACUUUCCAAGAAGCUGGGGGGCCCCAGAGGACGGGUUCCAAUCCCCUGACCGGCCUCUUUGACUUCAACAAAUGUUGCCUGUGGCCCUACUAUGUGCGCGGUCUCCGUACUGGGAUAAAGGCAGAGACUAAAGGAACUCAGAGUACCAGUGGCUCCCAUACAAGGUGACAAAGCUCAAGUUGAGCCACAGAAAUAGUGGCGCUCAGAGAAGGUGAGGGGGGCUGGGGAAUUCAGGAAGACUUCCUGAAGGAGAAUAUAUUUAAUCUUAAAAGGAUAAAUUGAGAAGGGAAAGGUAACCCAGGCAAAAAGAGAAAGAGCCUGAACACAGUCCUGGAGAUGAGAACGUGUGAGGAAGAUAGGUGACCUUGUAUGUGCUUGUGGGAAAGGAGGGAGUGGCUGAGAGGCUGCCUUUUGGCAAGAUCUUAGUUUAAACGGGUCCCUUCUUUCGUUGCCCCCAACUCCUGAUUCGCCGCAUCUCAGUCCUUCAUACCUAGUGACACAAGGGGGCAGUAGAGCUCCGGGAAUGGGGGGCAUUUUAGAAGUCCGUGAGCUCUAAAGACUGGGUGGGGACCCCAGAUUUCUGGAGCACACCCCUCUCUAGGAUUCCUCAAAUGUUCAGUUCCCAGCUACUAGGUCUAGUUGGGACCAACUUGGAGUCCGUGGAGGAGAUAAUCAUAAUACUUAUUGCUGUGGAGUCGAUUCAUACUCAUAGCGACCUUAUAGGACAGAAUAGAACUGCCCCAUAGGAUUUCCAAGGAGCGGCUGGUGGAUUCCAACUGCCCACCUUUUGGUCAGCAACAGUAGCUCUUAACCACUGCGCCACCAGGGUUCCAAAAGCCCACUGCUCUCCAGUAGAUUGUGGCUCAUAGCAACCCUAUAGGACAGAGUAGAACUGCCCCAUAGGGUUUCUAAGGCAGUAAUCUUUAGGGAAGCAGACUGCUACAUCUUUCUUCUAGUGAGUGGCUGGUGGGGCCGAACCUCCAACCUUUUGGUUAGCAGCCAAGCGUUUAGCCACUGUGCCACCAAGGCUCCUUGAAAUCUGUUGCCAUCCUGACGACUCCGACUGAUAGUGGCCCUGUAGAAUAGAGUAGAACUGCCCCAUAGGGUUUCCAAAGAGCGGCCGGGUGGAUUCCAACUGCCAACCUUUUGGUUGGCAGCUGAGCUCUUAACCACUGCGCCACCAGGGCUCUUUGAUCAUAAUGCUGUAGUAUUGGUAUUAAUUCGGUAGUUUGCCGUGUGUUUUACAACCGUUGCAAAAUACUUAAAAAUCAUCUUCCUCCACCCCCCCCCUUUUUUUUUUAACCGAGAGGUGCAUCUGCGGCUUGCAGACGUUAAAUGCUUGCCCAGGGUCACAGUCAGCCCAGUUCCCACCCGUUUAAUCACGCGCAAACCCGCCCUGCCCCCUUCUUCAACAUCUGCCCCCGAUCUAACCACACGACCCAUUUAAAAUAACGUUUUAACUUUAUUCAGCAGUUCUCUGCUCUUCCACUCUAGUCAUUACUCUCCAGGUCCGGCCUCCACAGAAGUCCCUGCGCCGCCUGCCCCGGGAAGAGCCUUCGGGAUCACUUUGUCCAAUCUCCCCAAGGUUCUGAUGGGAAAAUGGAGACUCAGAGGGAAGGGCUUGCCCAAAGGUCUCCUGUGCGUCUGAGGCAGGGCG
Messenger RNA from Loxodonta africana (African savanna elephant), 3634 nucleotides. It is a transcript of the gene C3H1orf232, whose product is annotated as chromosome 3 C1orf232 homolog. Bases 1184 to 1732 code for a protein of 182 amino acids. Lineage: Eukaryota; Metazoa; Chordata; Mammalia; Proboscidea; Elephantidae. The transcript is spliced from 4 exons. The record is from RefSeq and is a predicted model, not a curated record.